AUGGACGGCGUCGACGUCGUCAACGUCGAUCUGGGCGAUCGAUCGUACCCGAUCUACGUCGGGACGGGGCUGCUGGACGACGGGGACGCGCUGCGCGCGCACGUCGCGGGGUCGACGGCGCUCGUGGUGACGAACGAAACCAUCGCGGGGCUUGGAUACCUCGAUCGCACGGUGAAAGCGCUCACGGCGAAGGAUUCGAAACUGCGCGUGGAGACGGUGGUGCUGCCGGACGGAGAGGAGCAUAAGAAUUUGGAGGUGCUGAACGCGGUGUACACGAGGGCGCUGGAGACGCGACUCGACCGCGGGACGACGUUCGUGGCGCUGGGGGGGGGCGUGAUCGGUGAUAUGACGGGAUACGCCGCGGCGUCGUAUCAGCGCGGGGUGAAGUUCGUGCAAAUACCGACGACGGUGAUGGCGAUGGUGGAUAGCUCGGUGGGGGGGAAGACCGGGGUGAACCACGCGCUCGGGAAGAAUAUGAUCGGGGCGUUUUAUCAGCCAGAGUGCGUUUUGAUCGAUAUCGAUUCGUUGAAGACGCUUCCCGAUCGAGAGUUCGCGAGCGGGAUCGCAGAGGUGGUGAAAUACGGUCUCAUUCGCGAUGGGCCGUUUUUCGAAUGGCUCGAGGCGAACGUCGAUAAGCUUCUCGCGCGCGAUACGCAAGCCAUCGCGUACGCCGUCGAGCGAUCGUGCGUGAACAAGGCGGAAGUCGUCGCCGCGGAUGAGAGGGAGGGCGGCGUUCGAGCGACGCUGAAUCUUGGGCACACGUUCGGUCACGCGAUAGAAACCGGUCUCGGCUACGGCGAGUGGUUGCACGGCGAAGCGGUGAGCGCCGGUAUGUGUAUGGCGGCGGAUAUGUCUCUUCGACUCGGUUGGAUCGACGCCUCGCUCAAGGAGCGCACGAUCGCCUUAUUGAACAAGUGCAAAACCCCGAUCGACGUCCCUGAAAAGAUGACGGUUCAAAUGUUCAUGGACUUGAUGGCGGUGGAUAAGAAGGCUGCGAAUGGGAAAUUGCGCUUGAUUUUGUUAAAGGGCGAGCUCGGCGAGUGCGUCUUCACUGGGGACUUCGACCAAAGCAAGCUCCAGGAAACCUUAGACGCGUACGUCAAGUAA
Messenger RNA from Ostreococcus lucimarinus CCE9901, 1107 nucleotides. RefSeq lists its product with no specific name. The coding region runs from base 1 to 1107 and encodes 368 amino acids. Gene Ontology annotation, molecular function: 3-dehydroquinate synthase activity. The transcript has a single exon. The record is from RefSeq and is a predicted model, not a curated record. Gene Ontology annotation, cellular component: cytoplasm. Gene Ontology annotation, biological process: aromatic amino acid biosynthetic process. Lineage: Eukaryota; Viridiplantae; Chlorophyta; Mamiellophyceae; Mamiellales; Bathycoccaceae.